This is a messenger RNA of Striga asiatica, 480 nucleotides long. The record is from the annotation of a GenBank genome assembly. Lineage: Eukaryota; Viridiplantae; Streptophyta; Magnoliopsida; Lamiales; Orobanchaceae.
AUGGGUUUUCAAAAGAAAUUCUCCGUCAUCGACCUGUCUACGGAGAAAAAUCCGAGUAGCUUUCAUUGGGCCGGCGGUCGGCUUCUACUCCAUGAUUUGAGGCUUUCACUUCAUCUGGAAGGUCGUGAUUUGUUCUUUGCACUUUUGUGUAGGGAACUGAAAAUGGGGCACGAUAAGUUUUUGUUGGUCAUGGAUCUGAUAUUCGUAUCUGUAAGUGUAGUUCGUGAUGUUGUUAAGGGGUUGAAGGAAGGAGUUGAAGAUUUUGAUCUCCUUGGAGAAAUCGAGCAUGCUGAUGGUGUACUCCAUGGCUUUGCCAAGUUCUUCGUCACCGUCGGCUUCUCGAGUGUGCUGAUGGUGGACGAGCGACGAUUUCCGACGGUUGGGGAGAUUUCCGAUGGUGGACUCCAUCGCCUUCCCCACGUCGCACAAUUCUCAGUCGCAGAAGUUGGCGGCAGAUCGGACGAUUUCAUGGGUUGUUGA